This is a messenger RNA of Notothenia coriiceps (black rockcod), 930 nucleotides long. RefSeq names its product protein Niban-like. The coding region runs from base 1 to 930 and encodes 309 amino acids. NCBI's taxonomy places the organism in Eukaryota, Metazoa, Chordata, Actinopteri, Perciformes, Nototheniidae. The record is from RefSeq and is a predicted model, not a curated record. The transcript is spliced from 8 exons.
AUGGGAGCAUCUUCUUCUGGCUUGCUGGAUGAGGCAAAAAUCAGCAACAUCAAAGAGGAUGAGCAGGGUCUCACACUCACUCCUCCUGCAGACCCCUGGUGUGACCCCUCCUACGAGAGCCAGGCCUUCGUCCGAGCCCUCCGACUCUACCGACAGGACAAAGGAAGCUAUGAAUCCUGGGAAAUGCUGCUCGGCACAGAGGAACAAGUGCUGGCCUCACAGGUGAUGGAGGAAGUGUUGUCAUGGCUACAGAGUCAGCUUCAGUCCAGAGUGAAGGGCAAGAAGGCUGAGAGGAUUCGACAGUGGUUGGCAACAGUGCAGGCUAGCUACUCUCUGGUGCUGGAGCAACUCUCCGUCAGUCUGCAGGCUCUGAGGGCCGAGUGUCGCCAGACAGCGUCAGCCAAUCAGGCGCUGAUCAGAUCUAACCUGGACCAGAUCAUGUCCUCCCACUGCUUCCUGGAGGAGAAAGUCAAAGCAUGUAUAUGUGCAGAAGCAGAGAAAGUGUGUGGUGAGUGUGUGUCGCCCAACAUUUCCUCCAUCCUUGAAGCGCUCACUGAACACAUCAGUGCAGGGAUUCAGGGGAUGCAACUCACACUGCACACACAGAUGGACUCAGCCUUCACACACACUAAUGGAGGAACAGAGGAGACCAAGAAGGACUUGUCUCCGCUGCACUCCAUCAGACUGGACCAGAGCUACCGGCAGGUGGAGAGCCUGACGGAGAAGCUUGAGGAUGUGAAGCAGCGCUUCGGCCUGAGCAGCACCCAGAGGCUGGUCCACUGUGCCCACCUGCAGAUGGAGAAGCUCUUGGACAGUGCUGUGUACACGUUAGAUCUCUUCCUGCUUUCUUCAGCCCGACUGCAGCCUUCUCUGAUUCCUGUCAAGAUACAGCGAGCUAAAGAAAGAGUCCUGAAGGAUAGUUCAUUCUGA